Parasteatoda tepidariorum (common house spider) is the source of this 1762-nucleotide messenger RNA. RefSeq names its product Prolyl 3-hydroxylase sud1 (gene sud1). NCBI's taxonomy places the organism in Eukaryota, Metazoa, Arthropoda, Arachnida, Araneae, Theridiidae. The record is from RefSeq and is a predicted model, not a curated record. Gene Ontology annotation, molecular function: L-ascorbic acid binding; peptidyl-proline dioxygenase activity; iron ion binding. Gene Ontology annotation, cellular component: cytoplasm. Gene Ontology annotation, biological process: peptidyl-proline hydroxylation; regulation of translational termination.
ACGAAAAAGGUAAACAAAUAAAAUUGUACCCAAAUUUCAAUAAUUAUUUGCUUUUAACUUCAGGAAUGGAAAAUAUAUCAGAAAAACGCACGCAGGAUCAAACUUCGACUGCGAAGAAAGUAAAAACUGACACUAAAGAUGAUCAUAAUAUUAAUAUAAACGAUGACUACAAAGCUUCAUCUUUUAUACAAUCCCUCUCUGAAUAUUUUGUAGAGAAAAAGUCUCACCAAUUUGAAAAUGGUGCCAAAAUAGUCACUGAUCCUUUUACUUGUUGCAUAUUGCCAAAUUUCCUUCAACCUUUGAAGGAAGUUGAUAAAAUUAAAGAUGAUGUUGAUGAAAUUGAUGUUGAAUUAAAAAUAAAUGAUUUAUAUCAAUUUAAACAGUCUGAAGAUUUAGCUGGGUGCUUAUAUGCAGGUGUUGAAGCAUUGAGGAAAUUGUUCAAUGGAAAUUGUUUAGAAUGGAUGAAAGACGUUACAAAGAUACCUUUGAGUGAUAAAGUUGAUAUGUCUUGUUCUUGCUAUACGUACACAGACCAUUUGCUGUGUCAUGAUGAUGAACUGGAAGGCAGAAGAAUAGCUUAUAUUUAUUAUCUAGUACCUGAGUGGGAAGAAAAAGAUGGUGGUACCCUAGACUUAUUUAAAUGUGAAAAUGGUCAGCCUACAGAAAUCAAGACUUCUUUUGUUCCAGUAUGGAAUAAUCUCGUCUUUUUCGAAGUUAGUCCUGAAUCUUAUCAUCAGGUUUCUGAAGUUCUUUCUUACAAAACAAGGACAUCCAUCAGUGGUUGGUUUCAUGGUCCUUCUAUCAAACGUCCAGAUCCUUACAAAGAAACAGUGCUUUUCAAAAAACCAUCAACAGUUACUGUUGAUAUUGAGAGUUGGAUUAAUCAUGCUUAUCUGGAUCCUGAAACUCAAAUAGAAAUUCGUGACAGUUUUGAAGAGAGCUCAGAGAUAGAACUAAUGACAUUUAUUCAAGAAGACAAAUAUGAAGAAAUUUGUAAGGCUCUAUCUUCUCAACAAAUAGAAUGGAAACAUCAAGGCCCUUGCAACCGAAGGAAAUAUGAUGAAGUUUCAAAUAUUGAACAAAGUCCCAUUCUCAAAGAGCUAGAAAAUUUAUUCUGUUCAGAGGACUUCUUGCUGUUGUUAUCACAUAUAACUGGGUUACGUUUAUGUCCCACUGAAGCAGAAGAUCAGUUCGAGAUGUCCGAGGUUUCAUCUUCAGUAAGGAGGUGGAAUCAUGGCUGUUACACAUUGCUCCAUGAUCAAUCUUUUACAAAAACACCCACUUUAAACAGUACAUUCUACAUGAACUUUGAAAAGUGGGACUCUCUGCACGGAGGUUACACAAGCUAUGUAGCAGAAGAAGAAAAAGAUGAGCUUCUACGAGUUGAUCCAAAAUCUAACUCUUUGGCUCUUGUUUAUAUUACUGAAGGAACUGCUGGUUUUGUUAAAUAUAUAAAUAAGCAGUCUACUCUUGAAUCUGAUUCUUGUUUUUACGACUUAUUCUGUUUGUACAAAGAGAGAUAAUGAAAUAAAUGUUUUUAAUGUAUCGCCAAAAUUUCUAUACAAAUAUGUCAUCUUUUAUCCUUUAAAUUACAAAUGUUUUAAUAAAAACAUCUUUUAAAGUAUGUAAUAGAUGUUAUGAAUUAAUUCAUAUUCUUUUUGCAUUUUUCAAAGAAUUCUAGUGCUUAUAAUAAGUUAUGAAUUUGCUUCAUGUAUGUGCUAGGUAUGCUAGUAGUAAAAAAUAAUUAAAUUAGCAUCAGUUA